AUGACGCUGCUUGUCAGCGGAUGCUCGUCCCCUGACCAGUACGCGGGCACACUUAGACGCCCUGGCAGUGAUUUUUCUUUUUUCACAGUGGAGCAGGAAUACAUCCAGAAGAAAACCUUCACUAGUUGGAUAAAUUUACAGUUGGCAAAGCAUACUCCUCCUUCCGUUAUCUCAGAUCUAUAUACAGAUGUCAAAGAAGGUUGUGUGCUCUUGGACCUGCUGGAAGUACUUUCAGGUCAACAACUGCCACGGGAGAAAGGAUGUAACACCUUCCAGUGCAGAAGCAAUAUAGAAAAUGCCUUGAAAUUUUUAAAGAGCAAAUCAAUCAAGCUCAUAAAUAUUCAUGUUGCUGACAUUAUUGAAGGAAAACCUUCCAUUGUGCUUGGCCUAAUUUGGACAAUUAUAUUACAUUUUCAUAUUGAAGAACUUGCGUGGACCCUUGGUAGUAGUUAUAAUCAGCCAUCUCUUGAUUGUUCGAGCGUUGUCGACUCAUCUGUAAGCCCACAGGCAAGAAAAAGAGGUAAAGUUAAGAAAAGGUGGAAGAUGUCUGCAAAAAAGGCCCUCCUGUUGUGGGUGAAGGAGCAGUGUGCAGUGCAUGGAUCUAUCAAAGUGGCAGAUUUCAAAUCAAGCUGGAGGAAUGGACUGGCUUUUUUAGCUAUCAUCCAUGCCUUAAGACCAGAUUUAGUUGACAUGGACAGAGCAAAGGGUAGAGCCAACAAAGAAAAUUUGAAGGAGGCUUUUAAAAUUGCAGAACAUGAAUUAAAUAUUCCAAGACUUCUUGAACCUGAAGAUGUUGAUGUUAUCAGUCCAGAUGAAAAAUCUAUCAUGACUUAUGUGGCUCAGUUUCUGCAGUAUUCCAGAAGUUUACCAGUGGCUGAAGAAGACAUGCAGGGGAAAGUAAAAGAGGCCUUGAGCUGGCUGACUGCACAAGAGAAGAAGUUAACAAAGUUGUUGGUUGAUACAGAAAAUGAAACAUGCUAUAGAAAAUUUCAAGAAAUGCUGGCAUUCAUGGAAUUGUUUAAUGAAGAGAAAAGACCCUUUCUGCCAGUGUUGUCUUCAAAAAGAAGUGUGCCUGAGCUAAAUGAAGAGCAGAAACAGAUGAAAGCAGCAUGGAAUAACCUAACCUCCCAGAUUAAUGAAUGGAAAACAAAGCUGGACUGUGCACUACCCCCACCUCUAGACAGCAUCGAGGUCUGGCUCCAAGAAGUAGAACAUCUGCUGGCAGGUUUACCUGAUUUGCAGGACCACUGUAAAGCAAUGGCCCUCUUCAAAGAAAAAAUCAUCUUAUUUAAGGGCUUGAUGGAUUAUUUUGACUGUCACUUGGUCAGCCUUCAAUCCUUUGAGAAUAAAGAUGAGAAGGAUAUGCCACUGGUACCAACUGAGAAGCUAGAUGACAUGAAAAGAAGAUUCGGCAAUAUCCAGUCUACAAACUUCAGCAUGCUUCUAGAAUACCACUUCUGCCUGUGCUCAGCUAUCUUGGAUGAAGUGACAUUAAAGUUAAAUAUCAGGGAUAUCAAAUAUGGGACUAAGGAAUCUGUGGAGUUACUGCUGAGAGAUUGGCAUGAUUUUAUUGAAGAAAGGGGAGUCACAUCUCAGCUAGAAACUGCUUUUCAUAUAUGUGAAGACAUGAAAAACAAGAACAUAAGCACGAAUGUCUUAGUUGGUGAUCCUCCAGACACUUGUAAACUAUUUAAGAUGGUAGACUCUAAGAUUUCUAUGUGCAAAGAAUAUAUUUACAAUGUAAACACUGUCCUACAAAAAGUUCUACGUUCUUGGGCUACUUACAUGGAGAACAUUCAUUUACUGAAAACAUGGUUGGACGAAAAACGAAAAGGACAUCCUAAAAAGGUCCCCACUGAGAUACUGGCAGACUGGAACUCAGUGCAUGGUUCCUUAAAUGAAGCUGGAAACUUCUUAAUUGAAGUCAGCAAUGAGCGAGUGGGAUCAGAUAUUUCUAAAGAACUGAAAAAACUGAACACAAGAUGGGCUAAAUUUAUAAAGAGAACACAGUUUGAGAUGAGGUUACUGAGAAUGCAAGAAGAGCAAAAGAAGUCAGUUGUUGACAGUAAUGGAAAUUCUCAGACUCCUGCUGAGGCAGUGCCAAAUGCACUCAGUGUUACAGCAGAUAUAUCAACAGAGGCUAGUAAGAAACACAUUCAGAAUGCAGAGCUUAGCGAAAAGAAUGCAGAUGUAACUGAAGAGGCCACUGAGCUUCUGCCCAGAGUGGAGAAAAUUGAAGAGCUUCUCAAAGGAGUAGAAAACUGGGCCACAGAAACAGAAUGCCUCUUUGAGACGAUCAAACGUGAAGGAUGCGUGCGAAGCUCAACAGAACAAUCUUUACAGAUCCUAAUUGCCAGAAGGACCUUGUGCCAAGAACAAGUUGCUGCAGCAGAAGAUAUCUUGCAAGUUUUGACACAUAAUAUUUCAAGCCAGGUGUCCCUCCCGGAUUUUGAGACAGCUGAGCUACAGACACGAAUUAAAGAAGUCAGAGAGAGACUCCAGGCUGCCAUGAAUAACCUAGACCUUGUGUCACCCAAAUCUGAAGAGACUCUGUCAAAAAAGGAGGUCAUGAUCCAUUUUGAAAAAUCCCAGAAGCAGCUUGAAACAUCUAUUUUAAAAGCUAUGCAACUUAUCAGCCAAAAAGUGAGCCCUGAUAAGCACAUUUCAAAAAAUGAGGAAGCUUUUAGCAUUUUGGACACAAGAAUUCUUGAAAAUUUUUUGAAAGCAGCUGAACAAUUGAAAAAUAUUUCACCAGCUCAUGAAAAGUUAGCAGUGGAGGAAAGAUGCAAAGAUGUUCGUGAAAGAUGGGAGGCAGUUCAUCGUGAAAUCAUGUCAUGUAUUCAGUUCAUAAUGGAAAUUGAAAUAGGGAAAUUUAAUGCAACUUUUUCAAAACUCAGUAAGCAAAUAAUUAAAGAGAAGAAACUCCUUAGCGUGGGUAAAACCAAGGGACUUAUAAAAGAACACGAGGCUUUUUUUUCUCCUGAACGCAGCCUGGGGGAACUAAACAACUGCCUACAAGUUCUUAAAGCAAUGUGUGAAAGAUUGACUGCAGAAGAAACUCACCCAAAAACAAAGACACUAGUUGCAGAGUGUGAACGAAAGCAAGAAGAACUUCAAAAAUGUGCUGCAGAUGUUUACGUAACUCUGCUGUCCCACGUUGGAGGUGGCCAGGCAUCUAAACAAGGGGGUUCUAUACUUGCUCCUGAGAAUGAAGAAAAGGAAACAUCUUCCCAAACAGUUGAUAUACUUUCAACUCAGGAGGCAUCAGGACCAGCUUCAGAUGUAAUUUUGGAAUCAGACAUGAAACAGAAUGGUGAAAGCUGUACAAAGAAGUUUGAGAAAGACAGCGAUGUGCCCUUAGAGACUUUAUUAGAGAGCUUUGAUACACAGAGGAGUAAUCUCGAACUUCAUUUACAAAGAAUCAAAGAUGAAGUAGAGUCUCCUUUUACUGAUGAAAUAAAAGACACCUCAUGCCUUCAGAAUAAGCUGCUAGAUCUACAGGUUAUAGACAGUAAAGCUAAUUCUUGUUGGACACAGUUUGAAAUUAUUGCAUCUAAACUAGAAAAUCUUAUGGAUGACACAGGGAAGCCUGUUAUUUCUGAAACACAAAACAGACUUAACAGAGAGUGGAGUGAACAUCAGAUUAUUCUAAAUGCCAGAAUGAAGUCUUUAAAGAUUGCUUUGGAAGUUGUUUCGCCAAUAGAAAAUGAAUUCAUUCUUGUAUGUGACUCAGAUGAUCAACUCCACAGAAAGGACAUUCAGCAAUUUACUCUGACAAAUAUUGAUCUCAUUUAUGGAGAACUGAAGAAGGUCCAGAGCUGUAUAGUAAAUCAGAUUGAAUUUUGCAAACAACUGGAAAACCUAGACAGCUCAACAGGAGAUGAAUUUAACCUAAUAGAUUUGCAAGCAGCACGCGAGAUUAUGCUUAAAUAUAAAAGACAGUUUGAAGAAAUGAAUCAUAAAAUGCAGGCCAGUGAAAUGGUUCUCAAAGAACUAGAAGCUUUUUUGGCCUCAUUGAGAAGAGUUAAACUUUCUAUUGAGCAUGCAAUGGACUCUUCAAUUUCUGAUAAACCUGUGGUGCAAGGAAACACAUCAAAGGAAGCUGUGCAGCAGGAAGUUUCUCUGAUGAAGGAAAAGGCUAAAUGUUUGGAUGAGCGCUUGCAGAUGGUUGAUAUCUACUUGGAAGAUGCUGAAUGUGGGGGAAAGACUUGCUGUGAAAAACUCAUUGCGGCUUUAUCUGAAAAGGCAAACAAGGCUUUUGCCCAUCUGAGUAAGGAGGAGCUCAUCCAAGAAAAUGAGUUACAGGAGAUUUUUUCCACAAGAAAUAAUGAACUCUUAAAAAAUAUUCAAGAUUUACACGAUAAAAUUAAUAAAAUAGGCCUGAAGGACCCAACAAUUCCUGCUGUUCAACAAAGGAUAAAAUCAUUAACUGAAUUGGAACAGGAAUUGGGUUGCUAUGCUAUUGAAAUGAAAUCCAUACGAGAAAUUGCUAACAAGUUUCUACAGAUUGAAGAGACAAAAGGAGAAGAAGCAGAUGAACAGUGCACAGUUACAGAAAGGUUGUGGGAGGAUACAAAACUGUCACUUGCUGAAUGCCAGGAGCAGUGUGUAAGGGUGGUGGAGCUCCUGAAACAGUAUCAAAGCUGCAAAAAUAGUCUGACGAGCAUGAUCCAGAAACAAGAGAGUGUCCUCUCACAGCAGACUUCUUACAUGGGGAAAGACAAUCUGCAGAGGAUGAUAGCAAAGAUUGAAGCGGUUAAAGAAGAAUUUAACGAUCACUCUGAAGAUGUAGAGAAAAUAAAUCAGAUCUGCAAAAACCUCCACUUCCAGAUCAAUAAAAUGAGAAGCUUCGAGGAGCCUCCCUUUCAGAAUGAGGCUGACAUUAUUGUGGACAGAUGGCUGGAUAUCAAUGAAAAAACUGAAAACUAUUGUAAUAAUUUGGGAAGAGCUCUGGCUUUGUGGGACAAACUUCUUAAUUUAUUCAGCAAGACUGACACAUGGGCAAAUACACAACUUAGGAGCAUAGAAGAACAUCAGCUGACUGAAGAGGAGGUGACACAAUUGAAGUCUUCUUUACAGGUCCAAGAGCAAAGCUUAGAGGAAUUUGACCGAAAAGUGGCUGAGAUAGAGCAUCUUCUUCAUAACAGUGAGCCUCCAUUGGAGUUACAGGUCAUCAAGUCAUCUGUUGAGAACAAAAUGGAGCUAAUAAGAAAGCACUUACCGAAUAAGAUGAGACCCAGUGAACUCAAUGGCAAUUCAGCAGAGCUAAAAGGGGACUUUGACCUUGCCAAGACACAGAUUGGGAUGACAGAAUCACUUUUAAAAGCUUUAUUCCCCUCUGACACUUUAGAGAUCUUUACGAAAUUAGAGGAGCUACAUCAGAAAAUUCUCCAACAAAAACACCAUGUGAAAUUACUCCAAAAAAAGACAGGUUGUCUGACUCCAGAAGUGGCUGAAUUAAAGAAGCAGCUUCAGUUUAUCACUGAUUUAUUUAAUACAAAGAAACACAUUUUCCAGGAUCAUUUUAUCAGUCUUUUGAACUAUCAGUGUAAGGAUUUUAAUGACUGGUUCAGCAGCACUCAGCUGUCUUUAAAGGAUUGUUUUGACCCAUCAGAAACAAAACAGACAUUGGAAGAAAAAUUGCAGAAGCUCAUGAGUUUCCUAACUUUUGAAGGCAAAGAGACUGACAUCCAAGAGGUAAAAUCUCUCUUGAGUAAGGUGAAGAGUUAUUUGCCUGAAGCAAAUGUUAACCAGCUUAGUAGCUGGGUGAGAGAUCAAGAAGCAGAAUUACAAAGCAUAACCUCCAAAUGUCAAAAACAAGAAAAGAAACUUCGUGCUUCUCUGCAGCAACUCAUUAGACUUCAAGAAGACAGCAGUGGCUUGAAGGAAUGGCUCACCAUUCAGGAAGAAAAAUUGCCAGAGACCAAAAAUGAGAAGAUAAAAUUAGAAAACUUUUACCAAAUGCUAAUAAAGCAGAGAGAAUCAUUUAACUCCUUAUCUCAGCUGGCAAAUUCUUUGAAGGAAUCUGGGUUUACAAGAGAUGAAACAGUGUCCGAAUCCCGUCAUCUCAUUAGUCGGUAUCAGGAACUACAGACACACAUAAGUGAAGCACUAGGAAUUAGUCAGACACGGUCCAUGGAAGGGCAGAAUUUUGAAGCACUUGCACAGAACAUGUCUUCUUGGAUAAAAAGACUUAAAGAAUCAGUUAUUGGCUUGAGUUCAUGGCAAGGCGAGUUGCCACUGGAAGAAAGGAUACAUCAAAUAAAGGAAAUAGUUUUUCUCAAAGAUAAGGGAGAUGCUAAAAUGCAAAACAUCAGAGCGCUGGGCAAAAUCUUAACAAGUACUGAAGGAGUGAAGGACCCCGCCAUUCAGCAGACUAUUUCUGAUCUCCAGAAUCGAUGGGAGUGCACUGUUCAUUUAGCCACCGAAUAUCUAAGCCACCAAGAACAGAUUCAACUUCAAAGCAAACAAUACAUGCAAAGCAAAGAAGAUUUGAGAUUAGUGCUGACUGAACUGAAGAAGCAGCAGCAGGAAUUAGGUUUUGAUGUUCAGGCUGGUUUGCAGGAGAAACAAACUCAGUUAACAAGUUAUAUAAAACUCCUGCAGAAAGCAGAAGGUUUAAUGUUCCUAUUAAAUGAAUUAAAAAGCCAAGGAGAUUAUCUACGGGAUUGCAUUGAGGAUUCCUGCUUCAUGGAAGAAUCACGGAUAGAACUAAAAUAUCUGCAUGAAAGUCUGCUCAGCCAGUUGCAGAACUCUAUGCAGGCACUGGAAGGUCAUGGUCAAGAACACCAGGGGUUCCAGGAUACAUUGGCAGCCUUGAGUAGCACGCUGAAGAGACUAUCAGCGGAGCUUUGUCAUUGUACUGAUACCUCAGUGGAAAAGCCAGCAGCUGAGAAACAGCAGCAGUUGAAAUUGCAGGAACAGGCACCUCUUAGUCAAUGUGAAGACACAUUAAAGAAGAUUUUGGCUUUAGCAGAAUCUGUUGAACAAAACACCUCUUUGGCAGAACAGAAGAUUACUAAGGAUGAAAUGGAAACACUUCAGUGUAAACAGAGGAAUUGGAAGGACAGACUUAAAAAUGUCAAGCAAGAGGGUGAGAAUGUUCUCAGUGACACCCCUGAGUCAAAGUAUGCAUUUGCUGAUGAAAUAAAGAUGCAGGAUGAGGCAGAUACAAUGAUAAAGAGAGAGAAGCAGGUCUUUUCUGAUAUUCUCACUGCUGUUGAAGAGAACAGCAGAACAGAAGAGCUGGAAGAAUGCUGGAAACUAAAUAACGGUCAAUGUUUAAAUGGAAAUGUAGCAGAGAAAGAACAACAAAAUAAUCUACAUUCUGAAGAAAGCAGAUUAUUGGCAGACCAUCCUCUAAAAGAUUCACAUCAGAGCAAGAACACACAAGAGCAAAGAGCUCAGGGUUCAAAUAUGGAAAUGGUUUUCCAGAAACAGAUUCUUCCUGAAGCCCAAGCAAAUGCUGAAUAUAUUGGUGAGGAACAAAAGGUCGCUGAGCUGAAAAAUCAAACUGCAGAAUUGGAUGUUAUGUUACUAAAUGAGCAAUUAAAAGAGAUAGAGAAUUUAUAUACUGAACUGGAAAAACAGAGAGCCACAGCUUUGUCUCUGAGGCAAGAGUUGUCACCCAGCACAACAGAAAUAAAUACAUCAAACCUGCAAAGUACAGAAUAUAUGGUUUUUUGCUGGGACAGGUUGCUUCAAGAAUUGGAAGCCAUUAAGAAGGUUAAGCAACACCAUUAUCAUCUAGUUAAUGAUUACCAGGAAAAUCUGUCUGCUGUUCAGUCUUCAAUGACAAGUUUAUCAAUAGAAAAAGAAAACAUAAAAACGGACCCUAUGAGCAACAUAGUUCUGGAGAAAAUUAAAAAAUGUAUGGAUUCAGUGCAGAAGGAGAGAGACAUUUUAAACAAGCUGAAAACUGAACAAGAUAAUUUAUCUAGGUAUCUGACAUGCAUAGAUAAGGAAUUAACAGAAAGCCAGGUGAAACAACUUGAUCGAUGGUGGGAACACGUAGAGCAAUCAGUGCAAAAGAAACAUUAUCAACUUGUGUCAGAAAUUGACGAAUUUAACCUUCUCAUGAACAAAGCACAGGACAUUCAAAAGUUGAUAGAGCACCAGCAGCAUUUACAAGCUGAGUUGAGUUCCCCAGAUGGACGAAAAAACAGUUGUCCAGUAUUUUGGACCUCAGAGCUACAAGCCAUUAAACACAAUGUUUCUUUGUUAAAAAGAAGAACUGAGCUGCAGAUGAAAAGGAUUUGGAGUGAGGAAGAAAAGAAAACUUUGGAAAAUUCAAUAAAUGAUUUGCAAAAUCAGUUGGAAGUAUUGGAGCACCAAACUCCUCAGGAGGAUGUUCAGAUCCUUAGUUCUGAUCCCAAGAAAUAUGAAAUCACAAAAAGGAUGAAAGAGAAUAUAUCAUGGGUCAAAGAUUCAUUGUUUUCUCUUGAUCAGAAGGCAGCACUUUUCCCAGAUGAUAUUAAAAUACAGAUCAGAAAUUGUAAGGCUGUGAACAGUGCAACUGUAGACAAAGAGUCUACUAUUGUGUCACUGGCUGAUGAGACCCAGUGUAUCAUUCCUGAUUUGAAUCCAGAGGAAGUUACUGACCUGAGCGCCCUUUUACAAGAAUUACAGAAUUCAUACCAAGCACUUGUUUUAAAAUCAGCUCAAAGAUUACAACAGCUAGAAUUCGAACUGGAAAAAAGGCAGAGGCUUAUUGCAGACAUAGAAAGGGUUCACAGACAGCUUCAAAGUGCUGAGACACUGACCAUUCCCGACAUAAAUCAAACAAUCACAUCCUCUGAGCUACGCGAUUUACAUGUCAUUUUAAAGGAGCUUUCAAAGGAAAUACAGGGGAUGGAAGGUCUCGUCUCAUCACAUCUCCAAGAGAGUGAGCACUCACAUGGGGAGCUAAACAUAUUCGAACAAUUAUUUGUAACUGACCAAUUAAGAUGCCUUAAGAAUAGAGCCAGGAAAAUACAGAAAUUAAUCCAGAAUAGAUGCCAAACUGUGGAAAAAAAGAUAGCUGUCUACACAGAUUUCUCUGAAAGAAUAACUUCAUUGCAUCAGGAGCUUAAUGAUCUAUGGUGUGAUGUAUUGAAACUGGAGAGAGAGGAAAUAUUAAGUGUAAAAGAGGAAGUUAAGGAUAAACUCGGUGUGCUUAAAGAGAGAACCUUAGCUGUUCAGUCUAGUUUGUUACAAAUAACAAAGUACAAGGAAAUAUUUGACUUUAUAAGGCUAAAUUGGGAUACUUCACACCAUGAUGAAUUGCAAACUCUAUUUCUUGAAAUUAAAAAUAAACUUGAAGGGAAGAUUAAAUGCUUUGACAACUUUGUUUUAGAAUAUGACAGGCAUCAAGCAUUGCAAAAUGAAAUUCAGGCCAUGACAUCCAGUAUAAAGAACGAAGCUGGCAUACUAACAAAUAGCCCUGGCUCUUCCAUAGAAACUAAUAUUAUAUCAGCACAAAUUUUGUGCCACAAAGUUCAACAAAUCAGGUACUUAAUCCAGGAGGCAGUAAAUCAAUUAAAUAUAAAUGAAGUCUUUGAUGUAUCACUCAAAGAGGCUAAGACACAGCAGAUAAAGAGACUGGAGGAAGAUAUUGAUGGGUUGCAUCAAUUUUUCCAUAACAUGAUAGUGGAUCUUCAGGCAGAGUGUGUAAAUAAACAAGAUUUCCAGAGCAAAUUGGAACACACAUUACAUACCAUAAAGCAGAUUAAAUCUGAGUUUCAGCAGCCUCUUCUGGUGGACUUGGAAAUGAAAAAAAUUCAGUAUGAAAAGAUGCAUUGUGAAGCAAUACAAGACAGAGUGCAAGCAGAAUUUUGUGCCCUGAAAGAUCUAAUGGGUAAAGAGAGAGAAAAGCAAGAAGAAAAAUCUUAUUUUAUUGCUGGUACGGAAGUGAAAUUAGAUGAACUGGAAGAUCUUGAAAUACAGCUGAGGACAGAUAUUGCUUCCCGUGUAAAUGCCAUAGAUGAAGCUCAUGAGAAUGUUAAGCUUUAUACCAAAGCCGUCCAAAGGGCUGUGGAUCUCCUCGCUGAAUACGAAGCCAGAAUUCUCUCAGCAAAAGUUGACCUUGGUAGCCUAGAAGAGUCCUGCCAAAUUCUACAUUGGAAACAAGAAAAAUUUGAAUCUGCAAAGGCCGACAUAGAGGAUCUGACCUCCAAACUGGAAAACGUAAUUAAACCAAGAGCCAAACCACAACUGAAAAAUACUUUAAGUGAGCUAGUCACUAAGAAUUCAGUACUGAGGGAGAAGGCGCAAAGAAAGAGAACUGAUCUGCAGAGACGCUUUGAAAAAUACAAAAGCUACACAAAAAUCAAAGAGAAGGUAUGUGCUAAUCUUAAUGAACUGGAAAAGAUUCUUGGACAAUCUUUGUCCCAAAUUCCAAGGUCUUACAAGGAAGCUCUGGAGCACUUGGAACAAAGCAAGGUUUUGGUCUCUAACCUUCUUUCGGCUGAAGAGGAUCUAAUGGCAUUGAGACGGGACUCAAGAGACCUGAGCAUGAUGUACAAAGGAAGUGACUGCACGCUUGUCAGGAUUGUACCAGCACUGUGGGGAAAGUGGCUUGGUUUGCUCGAGGCUGCAAAAGAAUGGGAGAUUAACUGCGAGGAGCUAAAACAGGAAUGGAAAUUUGUCAAUGAAGAAGUGGAACGGCAAGCAAUAAUUCUAGAUAAUCUUCAGGAAGAACUACCGGAAAGUCCUAAAGAGAAAGAGAAGGCCUCCACAGAUGCACUUUUAGAAUUGCUAGAAUAUGUGGACUGUUACGAGGAAAACAUGGACAGAGAGCAAUUGUUAUUGCUUUUACUACUUCAUCGUAUAAGAAGCAUCCUGAAUGUGCCUGAAAGCACUGAGAGAAAAGCAGAUGUUCCCAUUCGAUACGAGAUACAUGCAAUGCAAGAUCGAUGUAAAAAGCUAUCGCAAAAGGCUCAAAAACAUAAAAAAUCUGUGCAGGCUGAGAUUCAGGAAAGAGACAAGAUUAAUGAAGAGAUAAAUGCUGUGAGGAGUUCAUUACAAAAGGCCUCAUUUCUGUUGCGUGAUGGAGAGUCACAAGAGUCUACUGAAAAGGCAGCACAGUUGGAGGAGAUUCAGAGUAUAAUUAACCGAGCGAAUCAAUCUAUUAAGGAUAUUAUGGAGAAACUACGAAUCAAGUAUUCAGAAAUGUAUACAAUAGUCCCUGCAGAUAUUGAAACACAGUUGGAAGACUGCAAGAAAACAUUACAAGACAUAGAAGAGAAGGUUAGCACCAAAAUCUUGCAGAGCUCUCCUCAUUAUGCGAUGAAUAAAAAAGUAGAGAAUAUUAACAAUGGCCUGCAAGCUGUUGAAAAGAUGUUACAACGCAAGAGUGAAAACAUUGCAAAAGCCAAGGAAAUUCAAAAGACAAUCUGGGAUGUGCUAGACCUUUGGCAUUACAAACUGAAUGAACUGGACUCAGAAGUGCAGGAUAUAGCAGAACAGGAUCCAUGUCACGCACAGGAAUGGAUGGACAGCUUAAUGAUUCCUUUGCAGCAGUACCAGCAGGUCUCACAAUGUGCUGAGCGCAGAACCACACUCUUAAACAAGGCUACUAGUAAGAUGGAGGAAUAUGAGGAACUCUUGAAGAGCAUGCAGUUAUGGAUAGAAACCACCAAUCGUUUGUUAACUGUGGAGGCUGAAAAUGACUCUGCAAAAGCCCUGAGUAAACAUGCCAAUGCCCUUCAAGUAAGUAGGUUAAACUUCCUAGGAGCUAUCCUGGACUCCGACCUAGCCGGAGCCAGCUUACCACAGCCGCAGUUUCAGGCGAUGGCAUCAAUCAUCCGAGGUCUGCAGGCUUUCCCAACGACCUAG
This is a messenger RNA of Chelonoidis abingdonii (Abingdon island giant tortoise), 11814 nucleotides long. Lineage: Eukaryota; Metazoa; Chordata; Testudines; Testudinidae. The record is from RefSeq and is a predicted model, not a curated record.